AUGGAAAAUGAGCAUAUCACCCCUUGUGCAGCUGCUAAUAUGCCGAUUUCUUUGUAUAAAUCUUUCUCAGACUUAAAGGCCUUGAAUGUUGAAGAGGUGAAGAAGGUGUGCAAAUGGAAUUUCCCUCCUACUAAAUUUUUGAAGCUUAAUGUUGAUGGGGUAGUUUUCUCAGACCUUAGAAAGCCUGGUAUUGGGAUGGUUUUACGUGAUAGCCAUGGAAAUGUGGUGAUGGCAGCUACUGUCUCUGGAAAUGCAAUGAAUGACCCGACUAUCAUUGAGUUAUUUGCCAUUUUUAAGGGACUACAACUGUGUCUUCCAUUGGCUAUUCCUAAACUCAUAGUAGAAUCUAAUUGUUGGUUGGUGGUUCAAGAACUGCAAGAUGCACAGGAGUCUUCUUUAGCUGAUGGCAAUUUGAUUAUGGAAGUGAAGGGUCUAUUGAGCCUUUUCCAAGAAGUGAGAAUGGAACAUGUAAAUUGA
This is a messenger RNA of Juglans microcarpa x Juglans regia, 477 nucleotides long. RefSeq lists its product as uncharacterized. The record is from RefSeq and is a predicted model, not a curated record. The coding region runs from base 1 to 477 and encodes 158 amino acids. The transcript has a single exon. Gene Ontology annotation, molecular function: RNA-DNA hybrid ribonuclease activity; nucleic acid binding. Lineage: Eukaryota; Viridiplantae; Streptophyta; Magnoliopsida; Fagales; Juglandaceae.